UAUCCGUGACCACCCACACAUGGUGUAGCGAAAGCUAUACGUGAAUAGGCACAACCCGAAGCUCCAUCGUCUCCGGUUCCGUACUUUCGCCUCGCCGGAUCUGCCCGCGCUAGGUGUUGGAUUCGCCCCGCCCAGUAACAUCGCGGCCUCGAAAUUACCAGCGUGGGAGUGUUCCCCGAAGCGGUAAUGGGACAGCCAAUUCCGGACUUGCCGAUCCUCGCCGACGACGACUCUAUGUUGUCCAGGAGGUUCGGCCGCGAGGUCGCCAACUACUUUAGCGGCAACCCGCUGAACAGAGUCGCCUUUCUGAGAACCAACUAUGCUUUCCUACACGCCGCCUUCUCCCACGCCGCUACUCAGUUCCUGCUAUUCGAGAGCUUGUCGCCCCUGUCAAAGGAUGCUUCCAACUUGGCCUACGUCACCAGGGACGUCGUGGUUCCGCUGACUGGGGAAGAGCCGUUCAAGAAGCCAGAGGGUGACCAGGUAAAAGAGUACAACUCGGCCCAUACACACCCCAUCGUCGUAUUCCUCGGCAUCCACGAGAAGCAAAGAAACGGCUUCGGGUUCGGCGAGUAUCAUGGCACCCCGUACUUCGCCGUUGACGUAACCCCGAGAGGCACCAUCGCAGAUAAAGCCAACAGUGUGAUAGAUGCCGUCAAGGCCACCGGCGUCUCCUUCACCGGCGGACCGAGGGUCAUGACUCUAAACGCUCACGAAGCCGCGAUUUACGCCGAAGCCCGUGCUCUGCUAGAUUGGAAUAUUCGAAACCCGUUCUGCGCCGGUUGUGGCAAGCCGACCUUGUCCAUCAAUGGCGGGUGGAAGCGAGUGUGCCCGCCGCUAGAUUUCGCCGGCGUCUCGGAAGGUGGUGCUCCAAAGGAGCGAGCAGAUUGCCCUACACGUCACGGCAUUAGCAACCUCUGCUUUCCACGGACAGACCCAACUGUCAUCAUGGCCAUAGUCUCGGUCGAUGGCACGAAGCUACUUCUAGGCCGAAACAAGCGUUUCCCCCCGUAUUGGUACAGCACGCUAGCAGGGUUUCUCGAGCCCGGAGAGGGGAUCGAGGAAGCAGUCCGGCGCGAGACCUGGGAGGAGAGCGGCGUGACAGUGGGCCGCGUCGUUAUCUACGGCUCGCAGCCGUGGCCCUUCCCCGCAAGCUUAAUGAUCGGCGCUAUAGGGCAGGCCGUCCCGGGAGGCGAGACCAUCCACCUUGGCCACGACGAGGAACUGCACGACGCCAAGUGGUUCACCUUCGACGAGGUGAAAGAAGCCUUGACCAUCGGUGUUAGCGCCCUCGGAGAGCCUGCGCCGCCGACAUACAAAGAAGGCGGUUUGAGGCUGCCGCCUAAGACAGCUAUCGCGAAUCAGUUGAUCCAAGCGGUUCUCCGAGACUUCCCCGAGAAGACACCCAAGAUCUAAGAGACCUCGCGCCGCCAUCAUAGGAUAUAACCACGGCUCUCAGAGAAGAGGGGAACUUGGCGUGGGAGAGGCUAGAUACGGUUGGGUUGUAUGACGUAUUGCCGUCAUCCAGGGGGUAAGGGGAUUCACAGUUAGACGGGUGGAAUCUC
This is a messenger RNA of Durotheca rogersii, 1565 nucleotides long. Its product is annotated as NUDIX hydrolase domain-like protein. Gene Ontology annotation, cellular component: cytosol. The record is from RefSeq and is a predicted model, not a curated record. Lineage: Eukaryota; Fungi; Ascomycota; Sordariomycetes; Xylariales; Xylariaceae. The transcript is spliced from 2 exons. Gene Ontology annotation, biological process: NAD+ catabolic process; NADP+ catabolic process. Gene Ontology annotation, molecular function: NADH pyrophosphatase activity; metal ion binding. The coding region runs from base 187 to 1416 and encodes 409 amino acids.